AUGAGAUCGCUACAAUAGAUUCCGAAAGUAACUAAAAAGGUUAUUAUUAUAAAUCAGAAGUAAGUAUAUGAUAAUUUAUUUAUAGAUCAAAUAUGAUUAGUGAAAAUAAUAAUCUUUAGAAUAUUCAAAAUAUUUAAGUAAAUAAUACUGACAGAAAGAAUUUAUAUAAUGAAGAACAACUUCCAAAAUAAUUUGAGGGUAUUUGAUUAAGUUAAAAUAGAUAACAUGCAAUUUGAUAGUCAAUAAUCCAUUUAGGAAAUGAUGAUUUUGUAUUAAAAGAAUUGUACCUAAUUAUAAGAAUUUUAAUCUUAAAUACAUGAAUUAAAAUAGAGAGUCUAAUUGAUUGAGUAAAAAUUUUAAGAAAUCGAAACAAUAAAUAAGAAAAAAAAGAAAAGGAGAACUGCAGCUGAAAUUGAUAAGAAUUUUAAAGUGUGUAUUAAAUAUAUUAAUUUUUUAGUGCCCUUAUAAAAAUUGUGAAAAACUUUAUGGAUCAGAUGUUUCAUUGAAUUUACACAUCAAAUUCAAACAUAAUGGAGGUAAUAAGAGUGAACGUCAGAAAAUAAUUGUAAAAUUAACUAUUAUUUUAUAAUAGAAAUAAUUGCAGGCCGGAGAAAUAUCUGAAAAAGAUAUUCAAAACAUCAAUCUACCACCUGUAUGAAAAAUACAUUUCAAUCCAAUAAUAAAUUUGAUUUCAAAUUAAUUUAUGUGUUUUACAAGAAUUUAUAUUCCGC
This is a messenger RNA of Paramecium primaurelia, 731 nucleotides long. The record is from the annotation of a GenBank genome assembly. Lineage: Eukaryota; Ciliophora; Oligohymenophorea; Peniculida; Parameciidae.